Messenger RNA from Penaeus monodon (black tiger shrimp), 1657 nucleotides. RefSeq lists its product as uncharacterized. The record is from RefSeq and is a predicted model, not a curated record. NCBI's taxonomy places the organism in Eukaryota, Metazoa, Arthropoda, Malacostraca, Decapoda, Penaeidae.
ACAAAAAUAAUGACUUACAUUAUAUAAUUGCGUGUAUGUGUGUUCAUUAUAUAUUUGCCCUUUCUUAGGGGGUAUGCUGAUGGUGGAGGAUUCGGUGUCCCUUUUUCUGUCACCUUUGUUUGUCUUCUGAGAUACCUGCUCACAGAUAUGUUAUUAGGUCUUAGCUUCCCUGAUGUUAAGCCUGUUCGACCGACCAACAUACUACUUUUUCUGCUACUUCCGCUUCUGCAUCUGCUAUUCCUGCUACCACUACUACUGCUACAGCCAUACUAUCGCUCCCGUAUGCAAUACAGUGAAUUAAUGUUGCUACCACGAAUUAUAUAUAUAACUUCUGCAAAGAUCCGGAUACCACCGAUGCAAUUUAAACAACACUGAUUAGUAUUUUACCAAUAACUUAUAAGGAUAAUAUAAUAUAUUGCAACUAGAACAGCUACAACAACAAUCGGUGCGACAACGUUUUUACUUUUAACUGCUUCUGAUGCUGCAAUUACAUUAAACACAGCUACAUCUACCACUAAAACAACUAGAAUACGAUCGCAGUGACAGCAUGGCAGUUUCCCUCUAAAGCUUGUACCUAAAAUCUUGACAGCUAUCGCUCUCGUAGCAUCGUUUAUUGGGAUAUUUAAUCGACAAUAGAUAACUAUGUGGUAGUUAUAUAACCUAGAUAAAAAAAACACUUUGCCACAACGUCACCUAAAAUGCAUGAUGGAUUCAUAAUCUGUUUCUAAGCAUCUUGAAUCUCUUGCACUCGGAUGAUAUUCCUAGACCCCUAGAGCAUGUUUCGCUUACCGGCAUGAACAUACAGAGAUUGGUGUAGCGUGGAGUAGCAAGUUCUUGUCGUUCUCGCUUCAGAACGCCGACUAAGCCAGAGACCUGCUGCGCCGAGACGGAACGAUUGAGCACGGUGCAGGAGAUGAGUCACAGCACCCACAGCGACGACGAAAGUUCGGCCGAGCGGCAUCGUCAAGCAGGCCGGCUCGCCGCAUCCUAUCAAGAAUUGCUACACCAGGCUGCCCUUUACUCCCGAGCAGGAGAAGAUUCUCAAGCAGGCUCUCCACGAAUCAAAAGCCAAGAAAAAGGCGAAAGGAGACGCUCUGAGAGAACAUGGGAAUCAGAUUUCCGAAGAAAACGAGAAAUUGAUUAAAGAAAAUGGCAGUGUUUGCCAGGAAAUGAAAACCUUCGGACGAGGGGAAGCUAUUGUAGUCUGUGAAGUCGAAGUCAGGCGCAGUGGCGAAAGAAGUCCUGCAUCAAAUAGAAAUUUAGACGAAAUAGAAGCUACAUCAACAGUGUAAUGGAAUAAUAAGGUGCAUAUAUAAAACUAGCUGUAUGUCUUUUAAUAUAAAUACAUGAUUAUAUAUGUUUGAUUAUGAUUUUUUGUUGUUGUUUCUAUAAAUAUUGGUAUUUAUGUUAGCAUCAAGUCACACUGCAUAAUUGCAAUGAGCUUUGUAAGGCCAUUUUUGCACCAUAAUUAAUUUUAUUUCCGCCUGUAGAGGACUAAGUUCAUUGCAUGUAUGUUCGUUGCAUGUAAUGUGAUGUUUAAAACAAACAAGAAUAUUUAACAGAGUUCAGAUAUUUAAUUUUUGUUCAGUAACAAUUUCGAUAUCCGAAUUUUGAUCCUCAAUGAAGCAUGAGGAACAAGAAUCGGGUUGACUUCUUU